CGCCCCAAGACUGUAUGUGAACAUCACAAGGGACAGCUUGCAAUCAGAGCUAAGCCCCCGUGGAGCGCGGCCUAGCCUGGGAAUGUACAUACCCCCAGUGUGAUGAAAAUGGCAAUUACAGACUCUGCAGUGCCAUGGUUCAACCGGUUACUGUUGGUGUGUGGACAGUAGGGGGCAGGAGCGCCCUGGGACAAGAACACCCCCUGGCACGGCCCUCGGCUCGUUGUGAUCAUCAUGAGACCACACUACGGCCUAAGACUGUGUGUGAGCAACACAGAGACAGACUGCUAGCUGAGCAAAGCUCUCAGGAGGGAAUCCCAUUUGAAGGAGUCUACAUACCCCAGUGUGAUGAGGCUGGCAAUUACAGACCCCUACAGUGCCACGAAUCUACUAGCCAUUGCUGGUGUGUGGAUGCUAAAGGCCAAGAGAGGCCUGGGACAAGAACUUACCCAGGAACUUCCCCUGCCAAUUGUGAUCAACCAAGGUAACAUCCAAAUCAUGAAUGUUUCAC
Messenger RNA from Erpetoichthys calabaricus (reedfish), 511 nucleotides. RefSeq names its product nidogen-2-like. The coding region runs from base 135 to 488 and encodes 117 amino acids. Gene Ontology annotation, cellular component: basement membrane. Gene Ontology annotation, biological process: cell-matrix adhesion. Lineage: Eukaryota; Metazoa; Chordata; Cladistia; Polypteriformes; Polypteridae. The transcript is spliced from 2 exons. The record is from RefSeq and is a predicted model, not a curated record.